AUGUUGUUCAAGUCCCUUGUCCUCCUCGCUGGUACCGCUGCCGUGGCCCACGGUGCUCCCUCCGCUCCUGGUGCUAAUGACAUCCCCCGUGAUGUCCUCACUCAGAUCUCGUCGUGGGGAUCCAACCCCACCAACCUCCAACUUCACCUCUAUGCCCCCUCCAACUUGACCGGCAAGCCAGCCAUCAUCCUCGCUCUCCACGGCUGCUUCGGCUCCGGCCCCGGGCACGCCGAAAUGACUUCCCAAUUCCAAACCCUCUCCUCCUCCCGCAACUUCGUCGUCCUCUACCCAUCCUCCAUAAACGACAAUAACUGCUGGGACGUCGCCUCCCCCGCCUCCCUCACCCGCGACGGAGGAGGUGAUUCCACCGGCCUAGCCACCAUCGUCCGCUGGGCCACCACCACUUUCAACGCCGACCCCAAGAAGGUCUUCAUCACCGGGUCAUCCUCAGGUUGCAUGAUGUCCAACGUCAUGGCCUCGGCCUAUCCCGACCUCUUCUCCGCCGUGUCCUGCUACAGCGGCGUCCCAGCCGGCUGUCUCGCUGGCUCCCCUGGCAGCAGCCCCAUCAGCGCCGAUCAGACGUGCGCCAACGGGGGGAUUAGAAAGACGGGGGAGGAAUGGGCUGAGGUGGUGAGGGGGAUGGCGCCUUUGCCUGAGGGCAAGGGCAAGGGGAAGGGCAAGGGUAAAGGGAAGGGGAACCAGGGGUGGAAGUAUCCCAAGGUUGCUACCUGGCAUGGGGAUAAUGACUUUUUCGUGAACUAUUUCCACAACUUUGAGGAGCAGCUUAAGCAGUGGGGGGCGAUUCACGGGGUGGAGUUUACCAGGAAUGAGACGAAUGUUCCGGCGGCGGGCUACACCAAGAUGGUGUAUGGGGAUGGGACGAAGCUGGUGGGAUAUUCGGCUAGUGGGGUGGGGCAUGUGGUGCCGCAGUUUGAGGCGGUUGAUCUGGAGUGGUUUGGACUUUGA
This is a messenger RNA of Podospora anserina S mat+, 966 nucleotides long. RefSeq lists its product as uncharacterized. The transcript is spliced from 2 exons. NCBI's taxonomy places the organism in Eukaryota, Fungi, Ascomycota, Sordariomycetes, Sordariales, Podosporaceae. Gene Ontology annotation, molecular function: hydrolase activity. The record is from RefSeq and is a predicted model, not a curated record. The coding region runs from base 1 to 966 and encodes 321 amino acids. Gene Ontology annotation, cellular component: extracellular region.